CCCUUCCAAGCGACAGCGUGUGCGUUUGUAGCUGCGAACAGCUGACACAAGAUUAGUCAAGUUACAGUGUUUCUAUCAAGAUAUCAUUUCUUAGGUGUCUCUAGGUAUGGAUAUGGAGAGUGCCAGCUCGGUGGUCCUACAGGCCCUGACCCAGGCCACCAGUCAGGAUACCGCUCUACUGAAGCCUGCUGAGGAGCAGCUACGACAGUGGGAGACACAACCUGGCUUCUAYUCUGUACUGCUGAAUAUCUUCAACAACCACAUGUUGGAUGUUAACGUCCGAUGGCUUGCYGUGCUCUACUUCAAAAAUGGCAUCGACAGGUACUGGAGGAGAGUCGCACCAAAUGCUCUGUCAGAAGAGGAGAAGACGUCGCUGCGAGCUGGCCUGAUCACCAACUUCAACGAGCCCGUCAACCAGAUAGCCACCCAGAUAGCAGUGCUGAUAGCCAAGGUGGCCCGUUUGGACUGUCCCCGCCAGUGGCCAGAGCUGAUACCCAUCCUGCUCGAGUCAGUGAAGGGUCAGGACGGGCUGCAGCAGCACAGGGCUCUGCUCACCUUCUACCACGUCACCAAGACCCUGGCCUCCAAGCGCCUGGCCCAGGACAAACGAUUGUUUCAAGACCUGGCAUCGGGCAUCUACAGCUUUGCCUGCUCCCUGUGGAGCCACCACACAGACUGCUUCCUCCAGCAGGUCCUAGCCGUGGAUCAGGCCCAUGCCCUCAGCUCACUGGAGAGGACUCUACUGUCACUUAAAGUACUUCGGAAGCUGACGGUCCAUGGAUUCCAGGAGCCACAACAGAAUAUGGAAGUGAUGGGCUUCCUCAAUGCAGUUUUUGAGAGACUGAAACAGUUCCUAGAAUGCAGUCGGCAGGUAGGCCCAGACAGCCCAUGUCGAGAGAAGCUUGAGAAGACUAUCAUACUGUACACUAAAGUGUUAUUAGAUUUCCUGGAGGUCCACCCGUGUGCGUUCAUCCCACUGAUCCAGCGCUCUCUGGAAUUUGCUGUCAGCUACGUGUUCACGCCGGCCGGUGAGGGCCUCGUCUUCGAGCGCUUUACCGUCCAGUGCAUGAACCUCAUCAAAACCAUCGUCAAGAACGAGGCCUACAAACCCUGCAAGAACAUCGAGGACAGUAAGCCGGAGAGUCUGGAGGCCCACAAGAUCAAGACGGCGUUCUUCACACACCCCACCCUCACGGAGAUCGGACGGCGUCUCGUCUCCCACUACUUUCUGCUGACCGAGGAAGAGCUGUCCAUGUGGGAGGAGGACCCCGAGGGCUUCGCUGUUGAAGAAACAGGGGGUGACUCCUGGAAAUACAGUCUACGGCCUUGUACAGAAGUGUUGUUCUUGGACAUAUUCCACAACUACAGUCAGACUCUGACACCAGUGCUGCUGGAGAUGGUGCUGAAUCUACAAGGACCAAGCAAUGUGGAUGAUCCUGUUCAGCUGCUGAUGAAGGAUGCAGUGUACAAUGCAGUGGGGCUGGCAGCAUACGAGCUGUUUGACAACAUUGACUUUGACCAGUGGUUCAACAAUCAGCUUCUGGGCGAGCUACACGUGAGCCACCACAGGUACAAGCUGAUUCGUCGGCGGGUGAUCUGGCUCAUAGGUCAGUGGAUUUCAGUGAAGUUUAAAUCCGAACUACGGCCGCUGCUCUACGAGGUCAUCCUUAACCUCAUGCAGGACCCAGACCUAGUGGUGCGGAUCGAGACGGCCACAACUCUGAAACUCACUGUCGACGACUUUGAGUUCCGGACAGAACAGUUCUUACCGUAUCUGGAGUCUAUUUUCAGCCUGCUAUUCCAGCUGUUGCAGCAGGUGACAGAGUGUGACACUAAGAUGCAGGUCCUCCAUGUGAUCUCAUGUGUCAUUGAGAGGGUCAACAUCCAGAUCCGGCCAUAUGUAGGCUGUCUGGUCCAGUACCUGCCACUGCUUUGGAAACAAUCAGAAGAACACAACAUGCUGCGUUGUGCCAUACUCACCACACUGGUUCACCUUGUACAGGGCCUGGGGGCGGAGAGUAAGAACCUGUAUCUCUUCCUGCUUCCUGUGAUCCAGCUGAGUACAGAUGUCUCGCAACCACCGCAUGUCUACCUGCUAGAGGACGGACUGGAGCUGUGGUUGGUGACGUUGGAGAAUAGUCCGGCAAUCACCCCAGAGCUGCUGAGAAUCUUCCAGAACAUGUCAGCUCUCCUGGAGAUGAGCUCAGAGAACCUGAGGACAUGCUUCCAGAUAGUCAACGCCUACAUCUACCUGUCAGCUACUGACUUCCUACAGAACUAUGCUGAGGGCCUGUGCAGAUCCUUCUGUAAUCUACUCAAAGAUAUCACCAACGAAGGACAAGUCCAAGUUCUGAAGGUGGUAGAAGUAGCUCUGAAGGUUAGCCCCGUGUUAGGAGCCCACAUGUUCCAGCCCCUGCUGCCUUCUGUCUUCAGAGGGAUCGUGGAUGGAGAGCGGUACCCGGUGGUGAUGUCCACCUACCUGGGCAUCAUGGGAAGAGUCCUGCUGCAGAACGCUAGUUUCUUCUCCUCUCUCCUCACACAGAUGGCCAGCGAGUACAACCAGGAGAUUGGCCAGUUGUUAGGUUGUGUGAUAGAGAUGUGGGUUGACCGCAUGGACAACAUCACACAGCCGGAGAGGAGGAAGCUGUCGUCUCUGGCUCUGCUCUCCCUCUUACCGUCAGACAACAGUGUGGUCCAGGAGAAGUUCUGUGGCAUCAUCAACAUCUGUGUGGAGGCGCUGCAUGACGUGAUGACGGAAGACUCCGACACAGGAACCCUCAAAGACUGUAUGUUGAUGAGCCAUUUCGAGGAACCCAAGCUGACUGACGAUGAGGAGCCUCCCACAGAACAGGACAAGAGGAAGAAACUGUUGGCCCUGGAGGAUCCGGUGCACAGUGUCUCCUUACAGCAGUAUGUGUAUGAGAAGCUGAAGGCCCAGCAGGCUCUGAUGGGGGACCAGGGCUUUGGGGCUCUGAUGGAGACGGUGGACACAGAGAUCGUCAGGCAGCUCCAGGAGUUCCUACAGGGCCUCUGAGAAAGAUGGAGAGAGAGGAGAGCCUCUACCUAUCUCUACCCUUUCCCUCCUGUACCCUCAAUGCAUCCAUCUCCAGACUUAUACUAUCUAUCUCUCCUGACAGGCCUUUGAGCACAGGAGAGAAAAGACCUCAACCUCUGCCCCCUACUAACCAUCUCGGCUGUACCUUAUCCGUAGCCUACCUUUCCUCUCCUCGACCCCCUAUUGGGCACAGAAGAGAGAGAGGACUGCAACAUGUACCUCUACUACCCAUGUCUACUUUUACCCAUAAUUCACUUGUCCUUUACCCACAACCCCCCUCUUCUCUACCAAACCCUACCCUAACUACAACCUACCUAGAACCUUCCUUUACCCACAAACCACUUUGUUUUUUAAACACACACAUAGAAACAUGAAUAGAGCUUCCAUUCUAACAGUUAUUCUGCUUCUCUAGUUUUAGCAUGGGGUAAAUACUUAGGAGGAUGUUACGAGACGGAGGAUUGAGGGAAUAUAACAAUACGACGCAAAGACAACCUUCUGAAGAGGCAGGAGCCUUGGACUUUUUUUUUUUUUUUGGACUGGGAAAGCGUGUGUGGCGUGAUGGGAAUAUGGCUUCACUGACCGAAAGACUCAAACAGUGUUUACAGAUCUAUUCUUAAAGGCGAAUAGCGAGCAAAAGUGUACUUUGUAUGUAUGUGUGUGUGUAUGUAAAGUAUGGAUGACUCUGCAUGAAGAUAUUUAACUUUUUAGUUUAGCUAGUUUAUUUCUCUUCAUGGUUCCUUUGUUCUGUAUUGUUUCUCACACCCUGAGAUCAUCAAGUUGACGGGACUAUUGAGAGAUGCAGACACUGUUUUUGGGGCGUGUAUAUUUUCAUAUCAUCGGACUAUGAAUUCAAUUAAUCGACUGCGAGAUUAAAGCGAUUUUUAACAAGUGAUUUGUAAACGUGUUGAACCACAUUUCUAUAUGAAUGCUGCUGCUAUUUUACGGUGUGUCACGAGUUAUGUCAAAGCACACUUUUUUCCCCUCCGUUUGUUUCGUUUUCUUCCUGAAAUGUCAUGGUUCUUCAUGUCUCGUGGUUGUGGCAUGGCGGUAGAAGAACUCGGGACAUUGAAGCAGGACGGAAGUUAUUCUUAGGCACAAAUCUAGGAUCAGCUAACCCCACUCUAAUCCUACCUACCCGUUAGGGGUGGAAAAGCAAAACUGACCUCUGAUCAGCAUCUUGGGGCAACUUGAUCCUACUCCCUGUUGUGUAUGAAAUGGCAUAUAAUCAUAUUGAGGACAUACAUAACUGAAACAUGAUUUGAGGGAUGUUUUGUACAGAAACAGUUUUUCCCAUUGAUGACAGUGGACUAGAGAAUCGGUUGCACUUCAUUUAAUGGUACAGAAAUGUCCAGGUUUUGACAUAAACAUUGUAAUUCUACAAUAAGCUAGGAAUUACUUUUCUUUGAUAUUCAUUCAAACAAGCACCACUACCACUUGGUGCCAGCCAGGUGCAAAUUGUGUUGAAUUAUUUGAAAUAAGUACCAGAAAGUAGCCAUUAUUACCACAUAAUAAUCCUAGUAAAUACAGUGGAAACUGGACUGGAAAAUAAAGUGUUAUCCAAUUCUCUUCCCCUAGUUCCGUAGACACUGUGAUUGAGUUCUGUAGCAGUCAAGCAAAACAAAGGCCUUAUGCUUUCAGCCUUAACUCAAAUAUCCUUUCUCAUUCUUUCCAAUAUUGCUUUUUUUAAAUAUAUAUAUAUAUAUCAGCUGAUUCCUGUACUGGUAUUAGAAUGAUGGGAGCAAUGGUGACAUUGAACACAACAGCAGUAGAAAAUAUAUCUUUAGCUUGUUUUCAGUCAACAAAUUCUAAUAGAAAGACCUUGUUCUUUUUUUUCAACCGCUUCAAUAAAAUGCAGUACAUGGCUGAAAUGUCUACGUACUUAUUUUUCGAUUAA
Salvelinus sp. IW2-2015 is the source of this 4949-nucleotide messenger RNA. It is a transcript of the gene ipo11, whose product is annotated as importin 11. Gene Ontology annotation, molecular function: small GTPase binding. Lineage: Eukaryota; Metazoa; Chordata; Actinopteri; Salmoniformes; Salmonidae. Gene Ontology annotation, biological process: protein import into nucleus. Gene Ontology annotation, cellular component: cytosol; nuclear envelope. Bases 107 to 3034 code for a protein of 975 amino acids. The record is from RefSeq and is a predicted model, not a curated record. The transcript has 29 exons.